UAUAGAUAAUCUCGAUAAAUUGAUGUUUUGGGUGGCGGGCAGCGGCUCGUCACAACAACAACGAAAUGAUCACUUGACGAAAAUGGAGCUUAACUACAAAAUAUCGUCUCAACAGGGCCACUUCACCUUACCUACAAAAUGGAUGCCACAAGAUGGGGCUGGAAGGCAGAGGGUGGCGGUGGUGGCAGUGUUUGGCCGCAGUGGGCUGGAUGCUGGAGGCUGCAAAGCGGGAGCUGUCGAGGCAAUGGUGGGUCAGCAAAUCUUCUCUCGUGACCUCACUACACCCAUUGAUAUUGACCAGAGUGUGUUGACAGGUGUGGACGGGUAUUACGACAUGUCACGUCGCACAAUUUACCUCCAUCUGACGGCUGCCUAUGACACCGCCACGUUGGUCAGCUCGUUGGAGAAGAUGAAGACACUGCUACAGGAGAAGGGCUUUUUAAUGGCAUGGUCCUCUCUGAAACUGUCAUUUGCUAAGAGUCUACUGGUCUUAUUUUCCGUGUCACAUCUCCUGCUGCUGUGUCACCCCUCCCACACGUUUGACAUCACCUACAUACACCUCUUCCGCACCUUGGAUGCUAUCAGGUCCAAAGCACACAGCCACAUCUCAGAAAUCCUACGAUCUGUGCCUGGAAUAAGCAAGGACUGGAUAUCGUUUGGUCGUUUAUGUGCACCAAGAGUACUUUUUCUCUUCUCCUCUCGCCUUCUGCCCCCACAGAUCAAGGGAGGCGGGGUGGGAGGCCAGGAUGGGGCAUCACACAGGGUCCGGGGGGUAGGGGGACGCGGGUCAAAUCCUUCCAGCCCCAUUCGGAACCUGGAACUAGCGUUGGAAGACCAAAUAUACAGAUUGCUAAGGAAAAGUCGGGUCAUCACUAAUAUAAGUGCCAACUCUCUCUUUGCACUCCCAAACAACCAAGCGUAUGUUUAUAUUAUGGAGGAAGGACAGGAAAACAUGGCCGCUGCACCUCUCAUCUCUUCCACCCUCCUCCAACUGUGCGGGGCAUCCUCAUCAUCCCCCUCCUCCUCCUCUGCCUCUUCUACCUCAGUGACUGACAUAUUAGCAGGUGAUCUCUCCCAUCUCACAGUAGGAGGGGCUGGAAGGAAUGAGAAAGGGGUUGGGGGAAGGCAAGGAGGUCCUCACACCCCCUCGGACACCACCACCAGUACCACUGCCGCUGCUACCACCCUCAGCUCCUCUAUUUUGUCUGCUGUGGCAACUGAGAGGAAGAGGAACUUGGAACACAGAUUCACGAUAUUUCUUCAGCAACACAUUGACCAAGCUCUCGGCAAGGGUUUUGAUGACAACGUAGGCAGACAUUCAGGGCCCAGUUUCUUCAUGGUUCCGAGAGCAAGUGUUUGGUUUGAAGCGGUUAAUCGAAUUUACAAUUUCUACGUUUGUGAUCCACAAGAGAAAGACAACAAAGCAAAGCAGGUUCUAACGAGUCUACAGAACCUCGUCGAGACAGAGGUUCGAUUCUCCGCCAGUCGGUGUGCCAAGAUUCUCCCUAUCGCUCUCUCUGCAUACAAGGAUGGUCUGCCCCCACACUACACACAGAUGCACCACCAGGAGAAGCUUGAUCUAGCACUGACAAUCUUAAGUGGCCAAGCACGCGGGCCAAUGUAUGACAAUUACGUGGCCCAGCUGGAGGAGGCGUGUCAGCGGGUGUGGCUUGAUGGUCGUAUGGGGUGUGAAGUGUUGUCCCUCACUGGCAACACCUGCCAUCACCCGAGGCACUCUGUGGAGGGGGAAGAGCCUGCUGGUGGUGGUGGGGGGGGAGAGAGGGGAAUGCCAACCUUACCACACAACUCAGGGGUCACCUACAUCAGCUUCUGCAACUGUGGACGUCGGCAAGGUCAACGAGAUGACCCAUUUUCCACGCACGAGGCUAAUCACGUUUUCUACAGCCAUCUUGCAGAUACUUGCUGUUCCCGUUUGGAUUCAAUUUCCUUCCCUACCUUUAAGCCAAGCGUGUCUAAUGCAAGGGCUGCCAAAGUCUCCAGCUCAGAUGAAGAGGACCUGACCACACCAGGACAUGCAGAUACUAGCUGCCUCUGUGGAUCCUAGCAUCACAGGCCUCAGUCUUUGUUAGUUAUCAGUGUAUGUGGUGGAGCAUCCCAAAUGGUGAUCACACUUACAAAGGAGGAUGUUACGACUCAAAUGAUUAUCAUAGAUCGUGGCAUCAUCCGGCAGCCAUCUACCACAGAGUAUCUACCAGGGAUGUUGACAACUGCUUCCCCCUCCGGCCUGCUCCCCCAGACCUCAUCUUGGGCUCUCACCUGCCUGGGCCCCUCCUCUCUCUACUCCCACAAUGCCGGUAUCUGUGACCAGCCUGGGUUCUUGCCAGGCACAAAUUUUCUUCUCCCUUGGGAUGUGACAGUCAAGAUUGAAGAUCGAGAAAAAUGGCCGGCCAUAGCCGACACUCUUGGCAAGAAGGCACUGCUCCUCAAAAAUAAGAAGAAUAAGUGUGGAGACCUGCAUGAGUUUUCAGUGAAGAUUUUCCUUGGUGUCGAGUAUGAGUGCCGAGGAGGACACCGUUUUAUGCUUGCUUCCCCUGACAGACACCUAAAGGCCUCACCAUCAGGACUUGUCAAAGAUAAUGCUGUCAAGAUUGCUAAUGCUGAUAUGCCUCUCUAUUUUCCAUGUCCCUGCAGUCGCAGUGGUGGUGGAAUCAUGAAUGGCCAGCUGAUGCGACUCCAUGUUGUGACUCCAAAGGCACCAGUAAAUGUGACCCUUUCCCCGCAAGUCCAGCCCGGCCCUGAUCCCUGUCCCCGAUACAUCCCUCAGCCCCCCUCCACUCCCCCCGUCAAGCUUUCUGCUUCAGCAUAUUGGGUCCUUCGCUUACCAUAUGCCUAUGUUGGUGACCAGGGACCCCAUUACCCACCUGAUCCCCGCCAGCCCACCCCACCCUCGUUUGCUCGGCUCUUAAAAGGAUGUUAUGGUAUCUCACAGGUCAUGUUAGAUAGGUGAGGGGUGUGUGUGGGUGGGUGGGUGGGUAUGGGUGUGGACGAUAGGAGGAAGAGGAGGUGUGGUUGUUAUUUUUUGGGAGGAAGAAGUGGGGAAGGAGGAGGAGGAGGAAAUAAUGUCUUCUGUUUCUGGAGUAGAGGGAGAGGUGUGGAUUUUCUUUGUGGAAGAGGAGAGGAGGAGGUAUGUUUCCUCUUGCUUAUGUAGGAGGAGUUGGAGUUGGAGGGGAUGACAGAGUUGUAAAUACACCUAACUCUCCGUUAUCACGCCUCCUGUUAUCGCGUUUAGGCGUUAUCGUGCACUUAUAAAAUCUGCAAAAUUCAGUUUUAGCGCAUCUGGAAAGUUGUUAUCGCGCACCUGUAGUAGUAGUAGAAGUAGUAGUAUUACCCAUAUCCUAACCACACACCAACAAAUGUUUAGAUGGGGGAGGAGGAGGAGGAAGAGGUGGAGGGGGAGAAAGAUGAUGAUCAUGAGGAGGAAGAGGAGCCAGCAGCCAAUCAUCGCUGUGUAUUCAUGUCACAUGAUUUGAAUAAGGGAGCUAAUUGGUUCUGGUCACUGCUCACCACCACCACCGUGGUAUUCUGUUGUUCAGAGCUGGUUUUUUAGGAAAAUUUUUGGCUUGAGGCACCAAUUUAUUUAUUUCCUAUUUAUUGUUCACCCGCUAUCAUGUUUUCCCCUAUCGCGCGGUUUUUAGGCACCAGUUUUGCACAAUAAUAGAGGGUUAGGUGUAUAAGGAAUUGAUAAAAGAAAAGAAGAAAGAAGGCAAGAAAAGAAAUUAAAUUAAAUAUAAUCUCUCUCUCUCUCUCUCUCUCUCUCUCUCUCUCUCUCUCUCUCUCUCUCUCUCUCUC
This is a messenger RNA of Portunus trituberculatus (swimming crab), 3810 nucleotides long. Its product is annotated as protein SMG8-like. NCBI's taxonomy places the organism in Eukaryota, Metazoa, Arthropoda, Malacostraca, Decapoda, Portunidae. The record is from RefSeq and is a predicted model, not a curated record. Gene Ontology annotation, biological process: nuclear-transcribed mRNA catabolic process, nonsense-mediated decay. The transcript is spliced from 19 exons.